AUGUUUUUGCUAUGCACGAACGAUCACAAGGAAUAUCGCCUUGAAGGGCAUCUCGUUGGACACAAAAAUGCGAUUAAUUGCCUGUCCGUCUCAAGUAAAGGCACUCUAUUGGCAAGCGGGGGCUCGGAUGGCAUGAGGGUCUGGGACCUCAAACAGCGACUUCAGCUCCCAACUCCUCGUCACGUCGUAGGCAUUCAAAAUCCAGCGGAUCCCGUAACAUGCGCAUGCUGGAUCACCCGCCAAGAGGUGACGUGCGAGACAUUGUGCUACGGUACAGGACUGGGCUUCAUUGGCAUUUGGCAACAGCAUGGCGAAGGUUUACAAGACUUUGACGCCAAAAUAUCAAGAAGAAUUGGCACAGGCAAAGAGAUUAUGUGUCUUGCCUAUGAUCAUUAUGGGAAUGACACCCAAAUUGCUACUGGGACACACGACAAACAUGUUCAAGUCUGGUCAUUUGACUUCAAGGGUCCAUUAGUUCCUAUCUUCAGCAUUGAGCUCUCUACGACGAUCCCACGCAUGAUUAACUUCAAUCGCACCAACAGUCGACACAUAUUGGUCUUUGGCAUGCAUCAGCUCCACGGCACAGAUGGAGUUAUUGUUGCUACACACAAUGCUGGACCGCUGAUACAUGCCUCCGUAGACAUCACUCAAACAUUAUUCCUCAUCGACAAUGUGAUGAACGGAUUCAGCUUGCACCGACUGGAUGACGGAGUGUGCAUCCGAACCUACAAUACCAACCCUGUCAAGACAUUUCCUAAGCAGGUAAUGUUUGGCGAAAAUACAGACGUAGUGGUUGGAGGCAGUGACGCAGGAGUCAUCUACGUUUUUGACAAGAACAAGGGUACACUUAAGCAAGUGUUAAAACAUGCAAACAAGGCGCGAGUGCAAACUGUGACAACCUACGAUGAUGCACAUUAUAGUGUAAUUGUUGGGGCAACAUCACAGAAUGAUGCAGAGGCCAUUAUCUCUGUCUGGAGUCGCCAAUGGGACAAUCAUGCGACCCCACAUCGCCUAGGAACCGCACUCAAACACUUCGCACGGGGAAUUGUUCAGCUAACCAUCGCAAUGGCUCUGUUGAUAUACAUUAGCAAUGUCGUAAGUUGGAUCUAA
Messenger RNA from Suillus discolor, 1110 nucleotides. RefSeq names its product WD40-repeat-containing domain protein. The coding region runs from base 1 to 1110 and encodes 369 amino acids. The record is from RefSeq and is a predicted model, not a curated record. Gene Ontology annotation, molecular function: protein binding. The transcript has 5 exons. NCBI's taxonomy places the organism in Eukaryota, Fungi, Basidiomycota, Agaricomycetes, Boletales, Suillaceae.